This is a messenger RNA of Pistacia vera, 1797 nucleotides long. Its product is annotated as protein ASPARTIC PROTEASE IN GUARD CELL 1-like. The record is from RefSeq and is a predicted model, not a curated record. NCBI's taxonomy places the organism in Eukaryota, Viridiplantae, Streptophyta, Magnoliopsida, Sapindales, Anacardiaceae. Gene Ontology annotation, molecular function: aspartic-type endopeptidase activity. Gene Ontology annotation, biological process: proteolysis. The transcript has a single exon. Bases 71 to 1528 code for a protein of 485 amino acids.
AGAAAACCCCACUCUGUUGCACAUUCACUCACUCUCUUCUCUUCUCCAGCUCCUUCUCUCUGCAACAAAAAUGGCUUCUACAAUUCCAUUUUUUCUCUUCACCUUCACUCUUCUUCUAUUUUCCUCCCUCACUCUCUCUCGCGCCACCUCAAUAGACCCCACCACAUUCGUCCUAGACAUCUCCUCCGCUCUUCAACAAACACUCAAUAUCCUCUCCGUUGAACCGUUCGCUCAAGAAACUGUAUUCCUCCCCUCAGUCAACUCUUCUUCUUCUUCGUUUUCACUGCCGCUCCACUCUCGUGAAACCGUAUUCAAAACCCAGCACAAGGACUACAAAUCCCUAGUCCACUCUCGGCUCGCCCGCGACUCAGCCCGAGUAAACUCUAUCCUCACGAAGCUCCAACUGGCCCUCAACGGUAUAAGCAGACAAGACCUCAAGCCCCUCGACAACCAGAUCCUCCCCGAGGAUUUGUCUACUCCUGUUGUGUCCGGGACCAGCCAAGGCAGCGGCGAGUACUUCUCUCGGGUCGGAGUCGGGUCCCCAACAAAACAGUUCUACAUGGUGCUCGACACUGGUAGUGACAUUAACUGGAUUCAGUGUGAACCUUGCUCUGAAUGUUACCAACAAUCCGACCCGAUUUAUAACCCGAAAUUGUCGUCGUCUUAUCGUUCUCUCGGUUGUAACUCUGCUCAGUGUGGACUUCUCGACGUGUCGCAGUGUAGUGGAAGCACUUGCCAAUAUCAAGUGUCGUACGGUGACGGGUCUUACACUGUAGGUGAUUUCGUGACCGAAACGGUGUCGUUUGGAAAAAGCGGGACCGUACCAAAUGUGGCUAUAGGUUGUGGUCAUACCAAUGAAGGGUUAUUCACCGGAGCUGCUGGUUUGCUUGGACUCGGUGGUGGCAUGCUCUCACUCACUAAACAGGUUAAAGCGACAUCGUUUUCUUACUGUUUGGUUGAUCGUGACUCGGCCAGUUCUGGCAGUCUCGAGUUCAACUCGCCCUUUCCCGCUGGGUCAGUCUCAGCUCCGCUAUUCAGAAGCAAAAAAAUUGAUACAUUUUAUUACGUGGGGCUCACCGGGUUCACCGUCGGAGGCCAGAUGGUUCAAAUCCCACCGUCCCUUAUCGAAUUGGACCAGGCAGGCAACGGUGGGGUCAUUGUCGACUGUGGGACUUCCAUAACUCGGUUACCGACUCAGGCUUAUAAUGCACUCCGUGAUUCGUUCCGUCAAAAAACGGGCACCUUAAAAUCCACAAGCGGCGUGGCUUUGUUCGACACGUGUUACGAUUUAUCUGGAUUAUCUAGCGUGAAGGUCCCAACGGUGUCAUUUCUCUUGUCCGGUGGAAAAUCUUUGAAUUUACCGGCCAAAAAUUUCCUGAUUCCAGUGGAUUCGGCGGGAACAUUCUGCUUCGCUUUCGCCCCAACGCCGGUGUCUAUGUCAAUAAUAGGCAACGUACAACAGCAGGGGAUACGUGUCAACUACGAUUUGGCUAAUAAUCGUGUGGGGUUCACUCCUAAUAAUUGUUAAGUGGUUUUGAAACUUUUAAAAGAGUAAUUUAUAGUUUUACCGUAAUUGGUAAAGUGACAGUGAAAUAUGGUUACAUGGGAUGUUUUACGGUACGUUUAAAUGUAUGAUAAUGAAAUGCUAUUAGUAGCUCUGAUGGGUGGAUGAAAGUGGGAUCCACCUUAAUAAAUAGCAAUCAAGCCAUCGGUUGGUGUGCCGUGUGGGGCGUUUAUGGCAUGUAUAGCAAAUUGAAGGAAGUUUAGUGGCAAGAGUAAUUGUAUGGCUCCGGUUCA